AUGAAGCUGCCUACUCUGGCUGGAAAAGAUGUUGGCCACACUGGCUACGGCCUCAUGGGGUUUACAUGGCGUCAGGUACCAACUUCGGAGCGCCAAUACACAGAGGCGAUGAAUACAGCUAUCUCUCUCGGAGCCAAUUUUUGGAACGGUGGUGAAAUAUAUGGAACUCCGGAGCACAAUUCUCUGCACAUUCUUCGAAAUUAUUUCGCGAAACACCCAGAGGCUGCAGAGAAAGUUGUUCUUAGCAUAAAAGGAGGCAUGAUAAAAGGGCAGCUCAAACCAGACGGUUCCGAGGAAAAUCUCCGGCGGAGUGUAGAUGAUUGUUUAUCGAUCCUAGAUGGUACAAAGGAGAUAGACAUUUUUGAAUGUGCCCGGCUGGAUCCUAAGUACCCAGUCGAAGAAACCAUUGGCCAUCUCGCAAAAAUGGUCAAGGAAGGAAAGUUUAAGGCUAUCGGUCUAAGCGAGGUUGAUGCAGAGACAAUACGUCGCGCACACAAAGUCCACCCGAUUGCGUCAGUCGAGGUUGAAUUAUCCUUGUGGACUCCAGAUAUCCUCAAAAACGGAGUUGCUUCGACCUGUGCGGAGCUUGGGAUACCCAUUGUAGCCUACUCUCCGCUUGGCAGGGGUGCGCUGGCGGGUGGAUUGACUAAAGCCUCCGAUCUUCCUGAAGGCGAUAUACGACGCAUUUAUCCAAGAUUCCAAGAUGAGGCCAUGGCCACCAACAUAAAAUUCAUCGAGGAUGUUAAAUCAUUUGCUCAAAGGAAGGGCAUAACAGCCGCUCAAGCUGCAUUGAACUGGGAAAGGACGCUAAGCAACAGCAGCAACAUGCCAACCAUCAUCCCGACACCUGGAGCCACCACCAAGGAGCGGGUGAUGGAGAAUAUGCAAACGAUGCCUUUGUUUUCCGCCGAAGAAAUGAGAGAGAUUGACGAGAUGAUUAACGCAAGCACUAUAAUUGGUGGAAGAUAUCCUCCUGCCCACUAG
This is a messenger RNA of Paracoccidioides lutzii Pb01, 984 nucleotides long. Its product is annotated as pyridoxal reductase. The transcript has 3 exons. Bases 1 to 984 code for a protein of 327 amino acids. Gene Ontology annotation, cellular component: cytoplasm. The record is from RefSeq and is a predicted model, not a curated record.